This is a messenger RNA of Nakaseomyces glabratus, 408 nucleotides long. RefSeq lists its product as uncharacterized. The record is from RefSeq and is a predicted model, not a curated record. NCBI's taxonomy places the organism in Eukaryota, Fungi, Ascomycota, Saccharomycetes, Saccharomycetales, Saccharomycetaceae.
AUGAGCGAAGCAAUGAACGACUACUACACGCCUCUAAAUACUCCACUGGAGGCACACCUUGUGUAUCACGACGACAAAGCUGAGCUGAACGUGAGGACGCCGGCGUCCUCGCGUCAGGGGUCCAUCACGUCGCUGAGUUCCAGCAUGUGCGAUACAGAGGCGAAGGACUGCUCGUGCAGUGGCUGUGUGUCCCCGCUGGUGCAGUGCGAGAGUUACACAGACACGACGAGUCUAUCGCGCACUAACUCGAACAUUAACUCGAACAUGAACUCAAAUAUGAACUCAAAUAUGAACUCAAACAUGAACUCUAUGAACUCUAUGAGCUCGACGGUGCGCGGGUGCCGCAAACACCAUCACAGAAGACCCUCUAUGGCCCUCAAAUUCGAUAAACCUAUCGUCUACAAAUGA